This is a messenger RNA of Penicillium salamii, 510 nucleotides long. NCBI's taxonomy places the organism in Eukaryota, Fungi, Ascomycota, Eurotiomycetes, Eurotiales, Aspergillaceae. The record is from the annotation of a GenBank genome assembly.
AUGACUAAGGGUUUCAACGCCGGUGACGCUUUCCCCUCGGACGUCGUCUUCUCCUACAUCCCCUGGUCCGAGGAGUCUGGCGAGAUCACCUCCUGCGGUAUCCCCAUCAACUACAACGCCUCCAAGGAGUUCGCCAACAAGAAGGUCAUCCUCUUCGCUCUGCCCGGUGCCUUCACUCCCGUCUGCUCCGCCAACCACGUCCCCGAGUACAUCCAGAAGCUCCCCCAGCUCCGCGAGAAGGGUGUCGACCAGGUUGCCGUCCUUGCCUACAACGAUGCCUACGUCAUGAGCGCUUGGGGCAAGGCCAACGGUGUCACCGGUGACGACAUUCUCUUCCUCUCCGACCCCGAGGCUAAGUUCUCCAAGUCCAUUGGCUGGGCUGAUGAGGAGGGCCGCACUUACCGCUACGUCAUCAUCAUUGACCACGGUAAGGUCACUUACGCCGCUAAGGAGUCUGCCAAGAACACCCUUGAGGUCUCCAGCGCCGACGCUGUCUACAAGCAGCUUUAA